This is a messenger RNA of Aphis gossypii (cotton aphid), 2116 nucleotides long. RefSeq lists its product as uncharacterized. NCBI's taxonomy places the organism in Eukaryota, Metazoa, Arthropoda, Insecta, Hemiptera, Aphididae. Gene Ontology annotation, biological process: DNA repair. Gene Ontology annotation, molecular function: protein binding; double-stranded DNA binding; polynucleotide 3'-phosphatase activity. The coding region runs from base 195 to 1721 and encodes 508 amino acids. The record is from RefSeq and is a predicted model, not a curated record. The transcript has 6 exons.
CAGUUAUCAGUUGGUCACUUUACUGUAUGUACACCAAUGUUCAAGUUCAAUUUUCGAUUUUAAAUAAUUUGAAUUGUUUAAAUAUAAUAUUUUGACUAAGGUUCUGUUUAUAGUAAUUGAGGUAUAGAUUUUAAAGAUUUAUCUAUAGACUUACUUUUACAUUUUCAAUAUAUCUGAUAUUUGCUCAGUUUAAUAUGUCAGAAUUGUCGGUGAAGACCAAUGACAAUGUCACAUUAUGUGUUUUGGUAUCUGAUGAAAAUCCAGAACUAAAAUUUAUACUACUGGACAAUGAACCUUUAAUAUUGGGUAGAACACAACAGACAGGAAUAAUCGAUCAAAGAAUGUCAAAAAAUCAAAUGAAAUUUGUAGCUGACUAUUCUACGGCUCGAGUAUUGGUUGAACAAUUAGGUGGUAACAAGUCGGCUGUUAAUAAUGAAUCUAUGAUAAAAGGAGAAAAGAGACUUUUAAACCACGGAGACAAAGUGGCAUUGUUGUUUAACAGCAAUUAUACAUAUCAUUUAGAUUUUGUAACACCUCCUACUUAUGGUGUAGACUCCAACAAAAGAACAACCAAUUGUUUAGAUAAAGAAAUUUUACAUAAAAAACCUCGCUCAAGUUCUACACCUAAAUGGGACUGUAUAAAUGAUUCGUUAAUGGUGUAUAAUAAUCCAAAUAUUGUUCAUAAAGAUAAAGUAGCUGCAUUUGAUUUAGAUGGAACACUUAUUGUUACUCGAUCUGGUAAAGUGUUCCCCAUUGACGAGAAUGAUUGGAACAUUUAUAACCCUGAAGUUAUUACAUCUAUUAACAAAUUGUCAGAUGACGGUUACAAAAUAGUGAUAUUUACUAAUCAAGGAAGUAUUUCAAAGUUAAAAGUAAAUUUUCAUACAUUUAAAAUUAAAAUUGAAAAUAUCCUCAAAGUACUCAAAGUACCAGUUCAAGUAUUUGUAGCCAUUGAAAAAGAUAUAUACAGAAAACCUGCACCAGGAAUGUGGAAUAUUUUGAUCUCUGAUUACAAUGGAGGUAUAUCAGUUAACAUGGAUGAAAGUUUUUUUUGUGGUGAUGCAGCGGGUCGGCCUGCUCGUUUCAGUUCUGAUGGCAAACCAAUUAAAAAAGACCAUUCAUGUUGCGACCGCUUAUUUGCCAUGAAUAUUGGAAUCAAAUUUUAUACUCCUGAAGAGUACUUUUUAAAAGCACCUACUGAAGAACUGUAUGCAUUACCAGAAUUUAAUCCAAAUGACAUUAUGGAUAAUGUCCUCUAUACAGAUUUAACACCCCAAGUUUUGUUUUCUCCUAAUAAAGAAAUGAUCAUAAUGGUUGGCUGUCCUGGAUCAGGGAAAAGUUAUUUUGCAUCAAAUAAUUUAUUCUUUCAUGACCAUAUGAAAAUAAUUAGCAGAGAUACACUGGGCUCAUGGCAAAAAUGUGUUGCUAUGACUAAAAAAUACUUAAGUGGUAGUAGUCGUAGUAUAAUAAUUGACAAUACAAAUCCUGAUAUUGAAUCAAGAAAACGCUUCAUUGAUAUAGCUAAAAGUUUUAAAAUACCAUGUCGAGUAUUUUUAAUGAAUGUAUCCAAAGAUCAUGGAAAACAUAAUAACAAAGUGAUGCAGUAUUUGAUUCUAAUGGUUAAAGGUGACAUGAAUCAAAAAUGGCUGAAAACUACUGCUCUAGACAGUAGUUUCGAAGUGAACAUUUUUCUCAUUACAUGGUAUCCACGAUUAGGUUAGGUUAAAAAAACCAUCUGUUGUAAAUCUUCUAACAAAGCUUCGGAAUGUGGAUAAUAAUGGGAAUUUAACUUUCAAAUAAUUAAAAUAUUAUCUAGACAUUAUCUAAUUUGUUCAUUACUAUACUAUAAAAUUUAAUUUCUAUAUAAUUGGUUAUACCUAUCUUAUAUAAUAUAAAAAUAAGUUAUAAAAAUUGUAUAAUGUAUUUACAAAUUUGGUGACAGUCUAAAUGUAGAACUGGCAAGAUCUGUAGAACGUUUACCAAAGUAGUGCCCAAAUUUUUAUGCAUUUUAAAAAGUAUGUUUCCUUUAUUAUAUUUUAAGUUUAUUUUAUUAUUCAAAAAACUUUGUUUUUGUUAAUUUUUGAAAAAUUCAAACUAUUAGGGAAGUUUUUUUUAU